This is a messenger RNA of Caenorhabditis bovis, 2856 nucleotides long. NCBI's taxonomy places the organism in Eukaryota, Metazoa, Nematoda, Chromadorea, Rhabditida, Rhabditidae. The record is from the annotation of a GenBank genome assembly.
AUGGAAUCUAGCGAUCAGCUCUAUGGGUACGCGACGGUGCUGCUCGCCGCCGCGCCGCUCACCACACAAAUUGCUAUGGCGAAUAUAAAAUGGACAAUAUUCUUUCCGAUUUUCGCGAUUCCCGCACUCACCCUACUCAUAUCAGUCGGCCAUUUGUCGCGAUUGGCUCCGGUUCAAACAUUCCGGCGAAUGGCACCAAUUGCGUCGGGAAUUGGAUGGGCGCUAACAUGGCAUAUUGCCGAGAAACUCUACACCGAGAGCUUAAGAGCUUCACAGCUUUUUUUGUACAUUUUCUAUUCGUUCAAUCCAACAAUGUCGUGGGCGGUGUCGUGUUCACACACCUAUAAUUCGAAUUAUUGUGUAGAUAUUGAUGAUUCAAACGCAACAACGUCGACCGAAGGCUACCACUACCCGGACAAUUUCUGGCCGGCGCAAGAAUUCAAUCGAUAUUGGGUGAGAGGCAAUCCAACAUUGGAAAAAAUGCCGGCGGUUUGGGAGCCGAACGAAUGGUACUUGGGGUCGUCGAAGGACGAAUUCUACUUCUCCACUCCAAACAUCACAUUGUUCAUUGUGCAUCUGAUCACGUGGUCUUUUAUUUUCACAGUUUUGGUAAAGUUUUAUGAUCGAAUUGGCGAUAUUCUCACAAAAGUCUUCAUACUUGCCCCAUUAAUGCUUUACGUGGCCACCGCGAUGGGCAUGACCGUUUCCGGAUUUCAUUUUGUCGACAAAAAAGUGAUUCGUGUCAUCGACGAAUCGAAAAUCAAUGAGGAUCCAAUCGAUUUUUGGGCUGAUUUGAAGGGCGCCUUUCGGACCUCUUUACUCAUCGUCGACUAUUCAACCGCGUUCACUGGCGUGAUUUUCUUCGCCACCAGCCGACUACGAUCGGGAAUCGGCUCACUGAGCGCUUUUGUUCUGGUGCCCAUGAUGAUGGUGGUCCCGACGAUUCAAACAAUCCUCCGAAGUGGUUGCGAGGGCCAUGUUUCCGAUAUUCAGCCGGCUUAUUCGAUCUACGCAUCAACUGACGAGACCAUUUCGUUCGAUCUACUGCCGGUUUGUUUCGCCACAUCGCACUUCGGAGCGAUUUGGUCGAUUUCGUAUUUUUUGGCGCAAUAUUUAUAUACAUCUUUGGGUCCUAUGUUGAUCUACACCGCUUUCAUCUAUCAAUCGUUUAUUGACGACAUGCCGACGGUGCAGAAUAUCCCGCGACGAUUCAUCGGCCUACUCUGCCUGGCGUUUACAGUACCGUCCAUAUUCUUAUACAUGCCGCUGGGCACCAAAAUCACCGCAUUAUUCCGCUACACGUCGCAAUCAUCGAUUGUCCAACUUCUCGCCUAUAUUGUCAUUUUCUUCGUAUACGGUUGGCAACGAAUUGAGCAGGACGUUUUGAUGACGUCAUCGACACCGUCGAAUCCGUCGAUAUUAGAGUAUUUUUUGAGGCCGACUAGCCCGGUUUUCUCGUUGGCCAUGUUUACAGUGGUCCCAAUGCUCAUAUGUUCGAAAUUCGUGGCCGUGUUCGAUUUCCUUCAAAGCGGCAACGAUGUGGCGAAACACAUCGCGGCAGGUGUCCAAUUUAUGCCGUUGCCCAACUAUUUGAGCUGCCUCAUUGGUUACGGAAUCAUGUUUGCCCCGUUCAUCAUUGUCGUCGUGUUCGGCGUUUAUACCAUUUUCGAUAUGCGCUAUCGUCAUCAUCUUCCAUUGAUCGACGUUAUUCGACCGACCGGCGACUGGAUGUCGCACGCUUCGGUGAAUAUGAGCAAACCACGCCCACAUUCGUUGGCGUACGGUAUGUUCAACAGCUUCAUUCGACUACAGUACUCUACGGUACUCUUUGCGUUGUUCUUUUUCGAGAGCUUUAUUGGAUUAACGCUCAUCGUAUUGUUCUUCUUGAAUUCGUCGUCGAUUAUUGGAUUGAGCACAUCGCGAGUCGCAAAUGACUAUCGCAGUUGUAUGCUUUUGGUUUUUGUCGUUUUGCACAUUUUCUCGCUUUUUGAAUUGAGACGAAGCCAACAGAAUGGAGUUGAGCCGGCAAGAAUUUCGUUUUAUAUUGGAUUGGCGACGAUUGAAAUGGCGAUGAUGAACGCGUAUAUGUGGAUGUUCGCUUCGAAUCAUAAUUGGGGAACCGAUUUGCCGCCGUUUUCAUUGAUGCUAUUGAAUACAUGGAUUCGAGGCGUUUGCAUAUUGGCGGCGAUUGCGGUUCGCGCUCACAUGUUGGAGCAGCAGCGGCCGUCGCGAGCACGAGACGCUUCUGAGAUUUAUGAUAGCGAUAUGCAGCAAGUGGAUGCUGAGGAUGAAUCUCCUAGUCGCCGCGUAUUUCCAUUAUGGGUGUCAAUUUGGCUCGUUGUUUCCGCUCUAAUUUGCACCCUUGACGUCAUCUACACAAUGUUCCGACCAUACACCAAUGCAAAAGAUGGAUUCAUAUCGAAUACGCUUUUCUAUGGAUGGAAAUUGUAUUCAUCGGUCGAUAUUCGUUACGCAAAUACGAAAGAUGAGGUGACAUGUGCGACUGGAAGAGUCAUGCUCAUCGAAAUUGUGCUCAAUUUGGUCGCAGUCUUCUUGGCGCUGAGAAGGUCCCGACACGCUUUGCUCGUCGCUUUCACGACGAGCGCCUUCGUAUUCUGGAAGACGUUCUGGUAUUUGGUGAUGUACAUUCGACCGCCUGUUGGAAGUCCGCCGGCGUUCACGGACCAAUACGGAUAUUUGGGAAUGACGCUCAUCUUCUGGAUUCCAAAUUGCGUUUGGGUAGUGCUUCCCUUCUGCGUUAUGGUCGCAUUGUGGAACAAGUUAGCUCUUCCGGUGGAAUAUUCCGAGCAGUACCACAAUCGAUACGAAAAACCGCCGGGUUUAUACACACCAUAA